AUGUGUCUCCUCUCUGCACUUUUCAAAAUUGGACGCAUUCUUAUUCAACAUUUCAUUGGGGAUCAAAAACUGUUCCUAGACGAGGAAAUCGAGUUUUCUCUCGACAAACACCAUCCAGCAAAGAAUUUUGGAAAUUUCGAAAGUGCUGAAGUGGCUGGAACAACUCGAAUGCUCAAUGAGUCUAGAUACUCGAAAAUUGAAAAUAUUGACUGA
Molecule: messenger RNA, 213 nt
Organism: Caenorhabditis remanei
Lineage: Eukaryota; Metazoa; Nematoda; Chromadorea; Rhabditida; Rhabditidae
Exons: 2
Coding region: 1-213 (70 amino acids)
Source: RefSeq, a predicted model, not a curated record